AUGCCUCCUCGAAUACAACCCCAUCGUGUGCAAAUACCCUCAUCAGUACAAUGCUUUCGCACGAGGCCUACCGAACUUGUCUGCGAGCAGACUCGCCAAUACCGCCAUCUCACCAAACCCCCAUAUGUCAACCCCAAAAUGAAGCGCCUGCGGCGUGACAUGCAAGCAUGGCUCAAUGGACCGGGCAAAGUAUUCCGCGAGCCACUACCGGGCAGCACCAACUACAUGGCUGCGUAUGAUAAGCAGGGCAAGCUCAUACGAACAAAGCGACAAAAUCAGGGAGAGGAAGAUGUCGAAGAAGACGCGGUGCCUUUGGAAAAGGAGCCCGAGAUCCGGAAACAAGAAGAGGAAGAUGGACUGGACGAGCAGGAGAUGCAGGCACGAUACGAACAGCGCGAGUUCGUGCGGCAACGGAAAGCCGAGCGAGACGCACGUGGUGGGCUGCCGCGAGAGAGGCCCUUCGAUCUGAGGCCGUAUCCUCUCAAUCAAAACUUUCGGUCACAGCCUGUGCUGAGCGAAGACUUGAGAGAGGUCAUCUAUCAGCAGGUGGCUGUCAAUGGUGUCGAUGUGUCUACUGUCAGCGCGGCUUUCAGCGUUGAUACCAGACGGGUUGCUGCUGUGGUUCGACUGAAGACCAUUGAGAAGAAAUGGAUUGAAGAGAACAAGCCACUCGCAAAACCGUAUCAGGACGCGGUAAUGGCGAUGCUCCCACAAACGCCUUAUCGGCCUAAUAUCCCAGGCAAGAUGGUUCCCCAUGAGACCAUCAACGACCUGCCUGUCCACCCAAAGACACGGCAGCAAAUCUUUUACCCGGUCUCAGAAUCGAGGCAGUUCACACGAGAGGAUGCGGCAAAAGCAUUUGAUGAGACUCUUCUUCCCGCUGAUGAGAGAAUCGCUCACCCUGAGCUCAUUGCCAUUGAGAAAGAUACCAUUGCUGGCCUCAGCCGGGAAGAGCGUUUCAAAAGACAACAAGAGCGUGACAGAGUAGCUGCCGAGGCCAAGGCAGAACAGGAAGAGAAGCGACGAAGGUGGGAAGAGAAGACUCAGCGAGUUGUGCCUGGUCGACGAUGGGACUUCAAGUUCCAAGACUUCAGUGCUGAGAAGGUCGGCAAAACUGGAAGGGCCCGUAAUGCGAUCGGUGUGCGGUAUGGCAUGCCGCAUGAGGACCGCAAGAGAGGCAUGGUCAAGAUUCCAACGAGCGUGGAGUGA
This is a messenger RNA of Zasmidium cellare ATCC 36951, 1209 nucleotides long. RefSeq lists its product as uncharacterized. Gene Ontology annotation, molecular function: structural constituent of ribosome. The transcript has 2 exons. Gene Ontology annotation, biological process: mitochondrial translation. Lineage: Eukaryota; Fungi; Ascomycota; Dothideomycetes; Mycosphaerellales; Mycosphaerellaceae. Bases 1 to 1209 code for a protein of 402 amino acids. The record is from RefSeq and is a predicted model, not a curated record. Gene Ontology annotation, cellular component: mitochondrial small ribosomal subunit.